CGCCAAUUACUUUGGUUAAAGUUCAACCGAAGAAAGAACCAAUGAAGUUGAUUAAAAAAAAAUUACAACACAAUGCACGAGACUCUUACUAAAACGAGAUCUAAGCGGGCAAGAUGUACGCCGAGCCUAGCCUUAUGACAUUGAUUGUGACAUUUAACAAUUGACAAAAUAAAUCUCUUUUGCACUUGCUAAGAGCUUGGUUCUUCACUAGGAUCUCUUGCUUCUUGCUUGUCCAAAAUACUUUGCAAGAUUUGCAGACAUUGUGAAUGAUGAGAGGAAGCACAAGAGCAACAGGGGAGGCAUUCUGCAAUGGCAUUGUGCGUAGAAUGGUGAGCCUCCCUCGGAGCCUUUUAGGCGGUUUUUCAAGAGCAAUGAACCAUGGAAUAGACCUCAUUGGGAUAGGAGGUAGAAGAAACCAACAACAUAUAUCCCCUAGUUAUCCUCUUCCAUAUCCACCCGAGCCUGUUGUCAUUCAAGAAGAGUGGGCAUUUCUAAGCAGCUUUGAGCGGCAGUACGGUACAACACAUCCUUUCUUCUACGCUUGUCGCUUUGUGGAGGCUCUCAAGAUAGCUGAGGAUGAUCACAAGUUCAUGUUCUUGUAUCUUCACUCACCAGAACACCCAUUCACACCCUCUUUCUGUAGAGAGACCUUGUGUUCAGAGGUGGUGGUGCAGUUUCUUGAUGCGAAUUUUGUGUGCUGGGGUGCACUUGCAAAUAGAGGUGAGGGUUUACAGAUGGGUGCAACAUUGCAGCCUGGUAGCUUCCCAUUUUGUGCAAUAGUGGCUCCGGCUUCUGGCGAUAACUUGGCAGUGCUCCAACAGAUAGAAGGGCCAGUUUCGCCUGCUGAAUUGGUGGAGAUCCUGCAGAGGACAAUGGAGGAGCAAGGAUUGGCUUUUGGUAGCGCACGAGCCAAAGAAAAAGAGAAAAGAAGGGCCGAUCAGCGGUUGAGAGAAGAACAGGAUGCAGCAUAUGCUGCAUCUCUUCAGUCAGAUCAGGAAAGAGAGAUACUCACCAAGAACUCGCAUUCAGAAGCAAGAGUUCAACAACAAGCAGAGGCUUCAAACAGAGUAAAUAAUGAGAAGGAUAAACAAAGUGCUAUAAAAAUUCAGCAUAGUAAAGUGAAAGAAGCAACAACUAGUAGAGAAACUCAACCCAAGGAUGUUGCAAGUAGAGGAAAUGGUGCUCAGGUCACCCAGAUAUUGAUAAGGUUUCCAAAUGGAGAAAAAAGAGAGCAAAGCUUCUUAUCCUCAGACAAGGUUCAAGCAAUAUACAGAUACAUAGAUUCAGUGGGAUUGGGUGGUGGAGUUGGAAACUACAGAUUAAUAUCAAGCUUCCCAAGAAAAGUCUAUGGUGUUGAUCAGAUGGGACUCUCUCUCAAAGAUGCUGGUCUCCAUCCUAGAGCUAGUCUUUUCCUAGAGCUUCUCUGACCAAUUAACAAUUGCACUCAUAUAUUUUCAAAUGAAUAUAUAUAUGUGUGUGUGUGUGCAAGCAAGAACAACUUGAAUAUGUGUGUGCGCGUGCACAUAUAGAACCUUAAAAAAUAUCAUUUGGAACUUAAUUGAUAGAUUACAUGUAGUUUAUAUGUAUAUAUGUAUGUAUGUGCCUGUGAGGUCACUUGUGUUUCUGUCUUCAACUUUUCAAGGAAUGCUUUUUCUUCACUGUUUUCUUA
Messenger RNA from Camellia sinensis, 1669 nucleotides. RefSeq names its product plant UBX domain-containing protein 10. Gene Ontology annotation, cellular component: endoplasmic reticulum. NCBI's taxonomy places the organism in Eukaryota, Viridiplantae, Streptophyta, Magnoliopsida, Ericales, Theaceae. Gene Ontology annotation, molecular function: ubiquitin binding. Gene Ontology annotation, biological process: ERAD pathway. The record is from RefSeq and is a predicted model, not a curated record.